AUGCCCUCCUUCUCACCUUUACGUGCAGCAGCUCUCAACUUUCGAACCUCAGCUACUCGAUCCAUCUCGAGACGAAAACUCACCACCCAUGCAUCUUCCUCGAUUAGGAGGAUCGAUCAGAGACUGAUCAUAGCAGGAGGAGUAGCUCUAGCUGUACCUACUUAUAUGUAUCUGACAAGAGCGAAAUUGGAUUAUCAGCCUGAUACCGUACCAGACAAGGUCAACUCGGAUGUACCUGAUCAGGUGCAUAGCUCAAAAGGCGGUAAGGAGGUGAUCAAGAUUGGGAGUAGGGAGGUGUUGGAUAAGAAGGAUGGGGAUGAAGUUUGGGUGGUAAUCAACGGGGAGGUAUACAACGUCACCGAAUUUCUAGAUGAACAUCCCGGAGGCCGUGAAAUAAUUGAAAACAACCGAUCCAAAGAUGUCUCCUACAUAUUCAACCCUCGCCAUCCGUCUGAUCAACUCCAGCCCGAAAACCUACCUCCCUCGGUGAUUCACCUGGGUCAACUGGAAAUCGAAUCGGCCUAUGAGAGAGAACAGCUAGCAGUCAAGAUUUCCAAAUCUGAGGAAGAUGAACAGAAUCGGAUCAAGCAGAAAAGACAGGAAUAUGAAGAAAAGGGAUUAGGAAGCAUAGUGAAUAUGAGAGAUUUCGAAGUUGCCGCGGAGGAGUUGUGCUCAAAGGUCGCUUGGGCUUAUUAUGCUUCUGCGGCGGAUGAUGAGAUUACUAAAAACGAAAAUAACUCGGAUUACAAGAAGAUCCGAUUCAGACCUCGUGUACUUCGACCUGUCAAGGAGGUUGAUACCUCAACGAAGAUUUUGGGUUACGAUAGUACUAUACCGUUAUGGAUCUCACCGGCGGCAAUGGCCAAACUUGGUCAUCCGGAUGGAGAAGUCAAUCUGACAAAAGGUGCCGCCUCGACAGGUAUAAUACAGUGUAUAUCAUCAUUCGCCUCAUGUUCCGUGGAAGAAAUCACCUCCGCCCGCACAUCCAACCAACCCCUUUUCUUCCAGCUCUACGUCAACUCCAAACGCCACCUCGCCGAAGAAGUCAUAUCCAAAGUCAACAGACUAGGUCUCAACGCGAUAUUACUCACCGUCGAUGCGCCAGUGGGUGGAAAGAGGGAAAGGGAUAUAAGGGCUAAAGGGGAAUUCGAAGCUCCCAAGACGGAUGCGUUCGAUAAACAGGGUGAGACAAAGGGUGUAGCGGAGGCGAUCUUCUCUGCGGUGGAUCCGGAUUUGAAUUGGAAAGAUUUGAAAUGGUUAAAGGAAAAGACAAAGUUACCUAUUAUCAUUAAAGGUGUACAGACCGUUGAGGACGCAGUACAAGCCUACAAACUAGGUGCGGACGGAGUGAUCCUCUCAAACCACGGUGGUAGACAACUCGAUACGACCGCCACGGGCUUAUCGACCUUAUUGGAAAUCCGUCAACAUGCUCCAUGGCUCCUCCGACCAGCUUACAGGACACCUACAGGUCCAUCUAAAGAACUAGUAGAAAAUCCAGAUUUGCUCGUACCGUCUGUUCCUAAAGGGGAAAAAGAGAAUGAAAGGAAAUUUUCGAUAUUUGUUGACGGAGGUAUAUGGAGAGGUACGGAUGUGGUCAAAGCUUUAUGUCUUGGGGCGGACGCUGUGGGUGUUGGAAGAGGGUUCUUGUUCGCUCAGACUGUUGCGGGUGUACAGGGGGUUGAACAUGCUGUGAAGAUCUUCGAGAGUGAGAUUCAGUCGACAAUGAGAUUGUUAGGUGCGAACAAGUUGGAAGAUCUAAGACCAAGUAUGGUAGAUAUCGUGAAUUAA
This is a messenger RNA of Kwoniella botswanensis, 1788 nucleotides long. RefSeq lists its product as uncharacterized. The record is from RefSeq and is a predicted model, not a curated record. Gene Ontology annotation, biological process: lactate metabolic process. The transcript has 8 exons. NCBI's taxonomy places the organism in Eukaryota, Fungi, Basidiomycota, Tremellomycetes, Tremellales, Cryptococcaceae. Bases 1 to 1788 code for a protein of 595 amino acids. Gene Ontology annotation, molecular function: L-lactate dehydrogenase (cytochrome) activity; heme binding.